Messenger RNA from Penicillium brevicompactum, 1857 nucleotides. RefSeq names its product putative RNA exonuclease Rex3 (gene rex3). The record is from RefSeq and is a predicted model, not a curated record. The transcript has a single exon. Lineage: Eukaryota; Fungi; Ascomycota; Eurotiomycetes; Eurotiales; Aspergillaceae. Bases 1 to 1857 code for a protein of 618 amino acids. Gene Ontology annotation, cellular component: nucleus. Gene Ontology annotation, molecular function: nucleic acid binding; exonuclease activity.
AUGUUUACACCAAUCGGAUGCUUCGCGGACGUAGCAUGUCCCCGAGGCAAAGAGUGCACUUUGCUCAAAUGCUUGUUCCUACACUCGGAUGAUUCGAUUGAGGCAAGCGCGCAGGAAGUGUUUCAGACCGACAAUGAUCCACCUGCUAAAAGGCUCAAACAAGAGAACAAGAUUGAAGACCCGUCCAAUGCUCCCAAGAAAGCGCUUGAUACGAGGAGCUCGGCCUCGAAGUUGCCCACCCCCAAUCGUCCAGCUACAACCCAUGGCUCCCCCAAUGUCCAAUCUACUAUGCAGAAGAGCGCAAAGCCAAGCGUGGCGACUCCGGCGGGAUCAUCAAGAUCCGCAGAACCAGAGCCAAAGAAGCCAAAUGGUAUCCCUGAGGUUGCCAAACUUCCCCCACGCCAGGCUCCAAAAGAAACUCUCAAUCCGCGCAUGCUCAAAUCCGCGCCUGCGGCACAUUCCGUUCGAACUGCAAUUCUCAAAAAGCUACAUGCCUCCAUUACAUCCCUGAAUGAGAAGCUACGCAAAGAAAAGAGCGGCACAAAUCAAUGCUUCGUCCUGACCUCUGACGAGAUCAUAACAAUGUCCCUAGACGAAGAGGAAAAGUGCGCAAGGGAACAUCCAGGAGUCUAUGGAAAUGUCAUCAAGCUUCGCAUCGUGAAACUCACCAAAUUGGACAUUGAGUCUUGGGUCAAGGAGGUAAUGGCUUAUUUGAAUGGGCGAUAUUACAAGAUUAACCCCGUCGGAAAGCCUGCGUCGGGGCCUAAGCCUAUCGAAACAGGGCUUACCCCUACAGAAGAAAUCGCAUUUCUACCCAAGCUUCUCACGCCCAUCACUGGCCUCGAGGCACACGGAUAUGUCACAAAGGCCCCAACCCAGGCAGAAAUAGACGCCGCUCAAAGAGGCGUCGACGAGUCCAGAGGCUGGGAGAAGUGUGAUCGAUGUGGUCAACGGUUCCAGGUGUUCCCAGGUCGCCGAGACGAUGGCACGCUGACCACUGGCGGCUCAUGCACCUAUCAUGCAGGGCGAGCCGUUCACCCCCGAGGCAAGAAGACAGACCAUGUCACAGGUUCUGCACAGCCAUAUUUCCCCUGCUGCAACCAAUCCAUUGGCGCCUCUACCGGUUGUACCAAUGCCAGCACGCAUGUCUUCAAAGUGUCAGAAGCCAAACGGCUUGCAUCCAUACUCCAGUUCGAGACAACCCCGCUCCAGCCCAACAAAGGGCCUCGGGAACCAGUCUCACUUGAUUGCGAGAUGGGCUACACAACACAGGGCCUGGAGUUGAUUCGCCUCACUGCCGUCAGCUGGCCGGCAGGUCGCAACUUGCUUGACGUGCUCGUUCGACCUAUGGGUGAAAUCUUGGAUUUUAAUACGCGCUUUUCUGGAGUCUCAUCGCAAGACUUUGCCUCUGCCAAACCCUACGAUGCCUCGGCGCGUAGCUCAAAUCGACCUACUGAUGGUGAGAGCAAGACAACCUCGCCUUUGCAACUAGUGCAGUCGCCUACAGAGGCCCGGGGGUUACUUUUAAACCUUCUUCAGCCCGAGACACCUCUGAUUGGCCAUGCCAUCGAAAACGACUUGAAUGUUUGCCGACUCAUUCAUCCCACCAUCAUCGACACUGUUCUUCUGUAUCCGCAUCCCAGGGGUCUCCCUAUCCGCCACAGCCUCAAGGUGCUUGUACAGAAACAACUUGGUCGCGAAAUCCAGGUUGGACAAAAUGGACAUGACUCGAAGGAGGACUCGAUCGCUACGGGUGACCUGGUGAGGGCGAAGCUAGCCACCAAAUGGAAGAUACAUCAGAAGGCAGGUUGGAAAAUGAAGGAUAAUCAACUGAUUCCUCCACCUGGACAUCAAUAG